UUCUCCAACAUUUUCGGACAGGGCACAGCUAGCAACGCUUUAAUUGUUAAUAAAUUGAGAAAAUAAUAGCAACAACUUGGAAGAUGAAUUGCAGGCUGUUGGCCCUAGUUUGCCUGUGCUUAGCUUCGACUUGCCAAGGCGGCUCGGUCUUUGAUUUCGUCACACAGUCAGCUGCAGCAGCGGACAAUGCGACAACAACUGCUGCGCCUGCGGCAGCAAAGCCUGUUGGCAAUCGUGAUAUAACUGUGGGACCCUGCAAAUGGGCCAUAGGACGCAGCUGUCCCGAUCCCGAUGUCAAAUAUUAUAUUUAUACGCGCCGCAAUGUCAUGGAUCGCCAGAGUCUGCACAUUGAUGCGACGGCCGAGCAAUCCAAUCUCACCAAUUCCUAUUUCAAUCCCAAGUUUCCAACCAAGAUACUCAUACACGGCUACAACUCCGACAUGUUUCUGAGUCCGCUGCAACAAAUGCGAGAUGAAUACUUAGCCAAGGCGGACUACAACAUAAUCUAUGUGGACUGGAGUGUGCUGUCGCCGGGACCUUGCUAUAUAAGCGCUGUGCACAACACGCGGCAAGCGGGCGCCUGUGCUUCGCAGCUGAUUGAGCGUCUGGUGGAGACAGGCAAUACGGAUAUACACAUCAUUGGCUUCUCGCUGGGCGCCCAGGUGCCCAACUAUAUAGCACGCAAUUUGAAGUCCUUUCAGCUGCCACGUAUCACAGGACUGGAUCCGGCGAUGCCACUCUUCAUUACUGCCGGCCUCAAUGACAAGCUGGAUCCGAGCGAUGCAGGAUUUGUCGAUGUGAUACACACGAAUGCGCUGGUGCAGGGCAAACUGGAGCGUUGCGGUCACGCUGAUUUCUAUAUGAAUGGCGGCAUUUCACAGCCAGGAUGCUCAAAGCCACAGUGGAUGAAUUCAUUUGCCUGCAGCCAUCAGCGCGCAACGGCCUAUUACCUCGAGUCCAUACGCUCACCCAAAGGAUUCUGGGGCUGGGCCUGCAGCGGCUACAUCUCCUAUCUGCUGGGCAUGUGUCCGCCCACAAACUAUCUGCUGGAGGCCGGCGAAAAUAUACGACCCGGCACGCGUGGCAUGUUUCUAAUAGACACCAACGACACCUCGCCUUAUGCGCUGGGCAAGUGGACGGAUCUGCCCACGCUUGGCGUCAAGCGUCCACGAACACCUCCGUUGCCACAACGCAUACCAACGCCGAAUGUCGAUCCAUUGCUGCAGCACAUCGAUCAGUUUGGCAAGCUGGCCUCCAAUUUCAAUAACCUGCCCAGCACACCUGAUAUUCACGAUCUCUAUGAGCACUGGACCAGCUACAGUCCGCCACAACUCACAGACAACGAGAGCGACGACUUGAUCGAGGAGCAGGAUUUAGGCUCAGGUGAAUUUAUAGAAGUGCUCGACGAUCGUCAACUGAAUAGGCCACUAAACUGGUGGGAUUACAGACGCAAUCUUACCUAUGGAUACAUAGACAAUGAUAUAUUCAGCAUGCCAAACGUGCACUAACUGAACAACGCAAAUACUUAGCUCCCUUCCCUUGCCCCUAGCCCAUUGAGGAUCUGAAAGAGACUCUUAUGA
Molecule: messenger RNA, 1580 nt
Organism: Drosophila hydei
Lineage: Eukaryota; Metazoa; Arthropoda; Insecta; Diptera; Drosophilidae
Product: phospholipase A1 member A
Exons: 4
Coding region: 84-1508 (474 amino acids)
Biological process (GO): lipid metabolic process
Molecular function (GO): lipase activity
Source: RefSeq, a predicted model, not a curated record